Molecule: messenger RNA, 873 nt
Organism: Westerdykella ornata
Lineage: Eukaryota; Fungi; Ascomycota; Dothideomycetes; Pleosporales; Sporormiaceae
Product: flavo protein
Exons: 2
Coding region: 55-873 (272 amino acids)
Biological process (GO): coenzyme A biosynthetic process
Cellular component (GO): phosphopantothenoylcysteine decarboxylase complex
Molecular function (GO): phosphopantothenoylcysteine decarboxylase activity; FMN binding
Source: RefSeq, a predicted model, not a curated record
ACCAGCACCACAUUGCCUUCCUCACCAAAACACGCCCGUACGCUAAUCCGCGGAAUGAGCAAUCCUCCAAUAUCGGAUCUUCACCCCCUCAACAUCGCCCCUGUCUCUCAUCAACAUCUAUCCAGUCCCCCGUUUCCUCCCUCCGAACACCCGUCGCGCGUUCCCUCCCCGCUCGUCCUCCCCUUGAACGAUGAGAAGCUACACCUUCUUCUCUGUGCUACCGGCUCGGUCGCUACCAUAAAGAUCCCCAACAUAAUCUCCGCACUCUCCCGGCACGCUAACCUCUCCAUCCGCCUGGUCUUCACGCAUUCCGCCGCACAGUUCUUGCAGGCGCAGAGUUCAGAGCAACCUUCGUUGGACACGCUCGCGACCGCCCCGAACGUUGACGGCAUAUACUUCGACGAGGAUGAAUGGCGGGAGCCCUGGGUAAGAGGUAACAAGAUUUUGCAUAUUGAGUUGAGGAGAUGGGCAGAUAUUAUGGUUAUUGCGCCCUUAAGCGCAGAUGCGUUAGCAAAGAUUGUGGGGGGCAUGAGCGGCAACUUGUUGCUCAGUGUGGUGCGGGCAUGGGAUACGACGGGGGAGCUGGAUUCGGUGAGGGACGUGGUUCAAAAUGGGUGGAAAGCGAAGAAACGGAUCAUUGUUGCGCCCUCGAUGAAUACGGCUAUGUGGAUGCAGCCGAUUACGAAAAAGCACGUCACCGUGCUGGAAGAGGAGUGGGGAGUCAAAAACGGGGGUUGGUUCGAGGUGCUGCCGCCUAUGGAGAAAGAGUUGGCAUGCGGGGAUGUAGGGGGUGGGGCAAUGAGGGAUUGGAGAGACGUUGUUGAAGUUAUUGAAGAGAGGUUGGGCCUGACUGGUAUCAAGGGAACGCCAUAG